This is a messenger RNA of Manacus vitellinus (golden-collared manakin), 2985 nucleotides long. It is a transcript of the gene ADGRB2, whose product is annotated as adhesion G protein-coupled receptor B2. Gene Ontology annotation, biological process: cell surface receptor signaling pathway; G protein-coupled receptor signaling pathway. The record is from RefSeq and is a predicted model, not a curated record. Gene Ontology annotation, molecular function: G protein-coupled receptor activity. Bases 1 to 2985 code for a protein of 994 amino acids. The transcript has 19 exons. Lineage: Eukaryota; Metazoa; Chordata; Aves; Passeriformes; Pipridae. Gene Ontology annotation, cellular component: plasma membrane.
AUGACCGCUGCUGGUCCCCUCUUACUGGCUGUGAUAUCGUCUCUCCUGUGGCUCACGCGGGGCUUCGACCCGGCUCCCAGCGCCUGCUCCGCUCUGGCCUCCGGCGUCCUCUACGGCUCCUUCUCCCUCAAGGACCUCUUCCCCACCAUCUCCUCCGGCUGCUCCUGGACCCUGGAGAACCCCGACCCCACCAAGUACUCACUCUACCUCCGCUUCAACCGGGAGGAGCAGGUCUGCACCCACUUCUCUCCCAUGGUGCUGCCACUCGACCACUACCUGGCCAACUACACGUGCGACCCCCGGGGCGAGGCCGCCAGCCCCCCGCCCUCCCGCCAGCGGCCCGAGGAGGAGGAGGAGGAGGAGGAGGAGGAGGACGCCGACACAUCCACUGGCAGCAGCGGCUGUGCCGUGCCUGGAGUGGAUCUGUGGGAACUCACCAGCAUCCUGCACCCGGGCAAUGCGGUCGAGGAGAACCAGAAGGUGAAGACCCAGUGGCCACGGUCAGCAGAUGAACCAGGUGUCUACAUGGCCCAGACAGGGGACCCGGCGGCGGAGGAGUGGUCUCAGUGGAGCGUGUGCUCUCUGACGUGCGGGCAGGGCUCCCAGGUGCGGACGCGCUCCUGCGUGUCCUCCCCGUACGGGACGCUGUGCUCCGGGCUGCUCCGGGAGACGCGCGCCUGCAACAACACCGCCACCUGCCCAGCAGACAGCAAGUGGGGUCCCUGGAACCACUGGAGCCUCUGCUCCAAGACCUGUGACACCGGCUGGCAGCGCCGCUUCCGCAUGUGCGAGGGCACGGGCGUGCAGGGCUACCCCUGCGAGGGCACCGGCGAGGAGGUGAAGCCCUGCAAUGAGAAGAAGUGCCCAGCCUACCAUGAGAUGUGCAAGGACGAGUACGUCAUGCUGAUGACCUGGAAGAAAACGGCUGCCGGGGAGAUCAUCUACAACAAAUGCCCUCCUGAUGCCACAGGGACUGCCAGCCGCCGGUGCCUGCUGAGCCCCCACGGGGUGGCCUACUGGGGUGUGCCCAGCUUCGCCCGCUGCAUCUCCCACGAGUACCGAUACUUGCAUCUCUCACUGCGGGAGCACCUGGCCAAGGGGCAGCGGGUGCUGGCAGGGGAGGGGAUGUCGCAGGUGGUGCGGAGCCUCCUGGAGCUCAUGGCCCGCAAGACCUACUACAGCGGGGACCUGCUCUUCUCCGUGGAGAUCCUGCGCAACGUCACCGACACCUUCAAGAGGGCCACCUACACCCCGUCCUCCGAGGACGUGCAGCGCUUCUUCCAGGUGGUGAGCUACAUGGUGGACGCCGAGAACCGGGACAAGUGGGAGGAUGCCCAGCAGGUCUCUCCUGGCUCCGUGCACCUGAUGAAGGUGGUGGAGGACUUCAUCCACCUGGUUGGGGACGCGCUGAAGGCUUUCCAGAGCUCCCUCAUUGUCACGGACAACCUGGUGACCAGCAUCCAGCGGGAGCCCGUCUCUGCCGUGUCCAGCGACAUCAACUUCCCCAUGAAGGGGCGGCGGGGCAUGAAGGAUUGGGCCCGCAGCUCCGAGGACAAGCUCUUCAUCCCCAGGGAGGUGCUGAGCCUCGCCUCUGCCGAAGCGGACGAGUCGUCCCACUUUGUCAUCGGGGCGGCCAUGGACCCCUCGGGCACCCCGUCGGUGCCACUGAUGAUCGGCUGUGCCGUGUCCUGCAUGGCCCUGCUGACCCUGCUGGUGAUCUACGCUGCCUUCUGGAGGUUCAUCAAGUCUGAGCGCUCCAUCAUCCUGCUCAACUUCUGCGUCUCCAUCCUGGCUUCCAACAUCCUCAUCCUCGUGGGCCAGUCCCAGAUGCUCAGCAAGGGCGUGUGCACCAUGACAGCCGCCUUCCUCCACUUCUUCUUCCUCUCGUCCUUCUGCUGGGUGCUGACGGAGGCCUGGCAGUCCUACCUGGCGGUGAUCGGCCGGAUCCGGACACGCCUGGUCAGGAAGCGCUUCCUGUGCUUGGGAUGGGUGUCGGCCGUGCUCGCCAUGACCGACCGGCGCUCCAUCCUCUUCCAGGUCCUCUUCGCCGUCUUCAACUCCGUCCAGGGCUUCGUCAUCAUCACCGUGCACGGGUUCCUGCGCCGAGAGGUCCAGGACGUGGUGAAGUGUCAGAUGGGGGUGUGCAGGAGCGAGGAGAAUGAAAACUCGCCUGACUCCUGCAAAAACGGGCAGGUGCAGAUCCUGACAGAUUUUGAAAAGGACGUUGACCUGGCGUGUCAGACAGUGCUGUUCAAGGAGGUGAACACCUGCAACCCUGCCACCAUCACGGGCACGUUGUCCCGCAUCUCCCUGGACGGGGACGAAGACCCCAAGCUCAACACCACGUCGGAGGGUGGCCUGGGCUUCUCCAGCCUGCCAGGGAACAUCCCUCCCACCAGCAUCCUGGUCCAGGUCCCCAAGAUGACGCCCAACGUGGUGGCAGGCCUGGGCGAGCUCGGCGACCCGCCGGCACAGCAGCUCAGCCUGGACGCGCCGGGUCCCGUCUACCUGUGCACGGAGAGCAGCCUGCGGCCCCUGGAAUACGGCUGGAUCCGGGCCCCCGAGCCCCCCCGGGAGAGCGACUACAUGAUGCUGCCCCGCCGCACCGGCAGCCUCAAGCCCUUCCCGCGGGAUGAGGGGACCCUCGGUCCCGGCGCCGACGAGGGGGUGCCCGGCGGGACAGGGCGCCCGGCGGCCGAAGGUGACACCUACCCCGGCUUCGUGGCGGUGGACCACGUCAACGUGAACUUGAACCAGCCCUACGGGACGGUGAAGGCUCCCUACGGCCUCCAGUUCAAGCAGCAUCCCACCGUGCGGCAGAUCCUGGCCUCGGAGCUGUCGGAGCGCAGCCGCACCAUGCCCCGCACCGUCCCCGGCUCUGCCAUGAAAGUGGGGUCCCUGGAGGUGAGCGGGGGGGCUGGCAUGGCCUGUGGCCACGUGUGUGGGGAGGGACACGUGUGCAGGAGCACGUGUGCAUGUGCAUGA